Messenger RNA from Oreochromis niloticus (Nile tilapia), 2482 nucleotides. RefSeq names its product mitochondrial assembly of ribosomal large subunit 1 (gene malsu1). The record is from RefSeq and is a predicted model, not a curated record. Lineage: Eukaryota; Metazoa; Chordata; Actinopteri; Cichliformes; Cichlidae. The coding region runs from base 90 to 824 and encodes 244 amino acids. Gene Ontology annotation, molecular function: ribosomal large subunit binding. The transcript has 4 exons. Gene Ontology annotation, biological process: negative regulation of ribosome biogenesis; negative regulation of translation. Gene Ontology annotation, cellular component: mitochondrion.
CCGAAGACAUGAAACACUUCCUGUUUUUAGCUCUGUAAACUCGUGGAUAGCUGUUUCCAUGAUACUGUAAUGUUAGGCAGGUGAAGACCAUGAAUUUACUCUGUCACUCGCGGAAAGUGCUGUCCUCGGUGUUGAGAAGUAGUGUUUUACUAACGCGAACAGAAGCUUUUGGAAGCGUUUGUUCAAUCUCCAAAGCUCGGUGCAUUAGCCUGUCUGUGCCUCAACAUUUUACAGCAAAUCUGACCUCAUGUCAACACUCGCAUCACGCAGCGUCCUUCACCGGGCACUUUGACAUAAAAAGAUGUUAUUCGGAAAGCGAAGAGAGCCGAAAUUCAGAGAGUAAUGGCGUGAUUGAAGAUGAUUCACAUGAGCUGGACGAUAAUAGCAGCGAAAACAGCUCCCUAAGUCGCAGAUCCUUAGAGACUUUCAGUCUUGAUGUGCUGGUGUCUCUUCUGCGUCAGGAAAAUGCAGUGGACCUCUGUGUGAUUAAAGUACCAGAGCAAAUCAAAUACGCUGAGUACUUCAUUGUCGUCAGCGGUGUGUCACCAAGGCACUUGCGCGCAAUGGCACUUUAUGCCAUUAAAGUGUACAAGUUUCUGAAGAAAGAUGAAGAUCCAAAUGUCAAGAUUGAAGGGAAAGAUGCAGAAGAUUGGAUCUGUAUUGACUUUGGUAAUAUGGUUGUUCAUUUCAUGCUGCCAGAGACUAGAGAAGUGUAUGAACUCGAAAAACUUUGGACUCUCCGCAGCUACGAUGAGCAGCUGAAGAGCAUCCCAACUGAGACACUUCCAGAGGAUUUCAUAUUUGAUGUUGAAGUUACAAAGUGACAACAUCUAAGGCUAAAUAAUAAGAUGUGCCCAGACUGAACUACUUCCUUUGAGUUUUGGAUACAUUCUUUACAGUCAAAAAACAAAUCUGUUGGAUUUCCAAAAGUACUUUAAGUGACAGAAAUGCUGAAGCCCAACUUAUCAGUAUAUACUGAUCUCAGAAAUAUUAACUGUACUAUCUACAUUAUAUCUCAUCUGGCCAAAGGACCAAUGAGCAUAAUAUCCCAUGGCAAGACAUCCAUCUGUCUGCAGUUCACAAGAAUUGUUACUCCUUCUACUACUGGCCAAAUUUUAAUAAAACUUGCACACAAUGAACAUCUACUCCAAAUAGUUCUCAAGGUUAAGGUUGCAUUUUGCCAGAUGAGCUACUAUCUGAAAUUUUUAAUGGAACAGAAAGGAAAAAAAUACAUGCUUUUGGCUAUUUAGAAAUUGUGGCAUCACAUAACUUGUCCAACGAAGUAUGCACCGACUCCAGUGUUUAUAACACUCUCAGCAAAGCUGUGCAAGCAGUGGUUCACUUAAGAAGGGUCUUAAAGAUGAGUUUGAGUAGUUUAUGUAAUGUGUGAAAAAAGAAAAAAAAAGUGUUAAUUACCACAUUUGACCAAAUCGGCUUAUCUUAAAGGGGUGACUGAACAAUAUUCUGAAAUUAGUAGUAGUAGUUUUUGUUAUUCUUUCUAGUGCACUUGAAUGCACUAGAUGCUUUAACAUCAAAUAUGCAGAAACAACAAAUUGUGUAGACUUAUGCACGGUGCCUUACACUUUGUUAUGACAUACACACCACUCGGACACAGGCUCCUGCAAAUUUGCAGAUAUAGAAAGCAUGUUACUGACAUGACGCCUGCAGAAAGAUGAUGUGAUGGCUGUCACACUUUAAAAAUUUCAGAUCAAACUAAUUCUAAUAUUAGACUAAGACAACCUGAGUAAAUGCAAAAUGCAAUUUUUAAAUUAUUUCAUUUAUUAAAAGAAAAAGGGUACCCAAAUCUACCUGGCCAUAUUUGAAAAAGUAAUUGCCCUCUAAACCUAAUAACUGGUAGUUUCACCUUUUGUUGGCAAGAACUGCAAUCAAGCAUUUGUGAUAACAAUCCAGCAGUGAGUCUUUCACAUCACUGUGGAGAAAUUUUGCCCCACUCUUCUGCAUUGGUGAGCCAAUACUGAUGCGAAUAAUGCUGGAGUUUUCUAGUGCAGAUAGCCUGCUUAAGGUCAUGACAACCCAUCUCAAUCUGACUUGAGUCCAGGCUUUUGACUAGGCCACACCUGGUGUGUUUUGGAACAUUGUCCUGCUGCAUAACCCAAGUGCCCUUGAGCUUCAAGGCAUGAACAUUCUCCUUUUCAGAAAGCAUCAAGAACUCUGACCUUAACUGAGGCAAAUGGGGCCUGCCAGCAUUUACAAUGAUAGUGAUUUAUCUGUGAUAGGCUAAUGUAUACUUGUAUACUGGUCAGGCUUCAGUAUUUUUCUUUAGAUAAAUAAUCCAGAAACCCAACACCUUUUGUGUUUAAAAAUUGACAACCCCUAAUGAUUCUGUUAAUUUUUCAUACAGUUUGACAUCACUGGUGCGGUGAUAUGGUGUUUGUAAAAUGCUUAAAUGACUCAUGAGUUUGCAGAUAAAAUGUAUGUUUUGUCCUGUUUAGAUUGUUGAAGUAAAUUAUUUUUUCUUACA